AUGGUUUCCCAUACACGAUCUCGGAGCAAAGGCUCAUUCUCUAUCUUUGCCUUUGACACUAUUCGAUCAUUCAGUCGUGCUGGCUCGCGACAAGCAUCUCGAAUCCCUUCAAAGGAUGAACUGCGUGAUCGAACAGAAUCCGGGCUCUCCCAUCGAUGUGAUCCUAAUGACCAACUGCCAGCCUCACCUGAGCCGAUUUCUACCUACGGUGCCGUGGAGGGAUCAGUCAAGUCACCACAAGAGCUGGAUAACCAUGAUCAAGGCCAACCGCCUCAGGGAGAACCAGAGGCCGCCAUGCAGCAAUCCCACAGCACACGUCGUCGGGCACAUCGACUGCGUCCUAAAUCAUGGCUGUCCUUUUCACGCUUGUCCUCCCAUAAUCCAUAUCCUCGCAGCGUCUCCACUCAACUGCCGAAAACUUGUAGUUCUUCCACUGUUGCUCGAAGUGUCAUCUCCGCUCCUGUCCUUACCAGUACCACCAAUGUCUCGGUCGCUCGUGCUGAAAGAGUCCAUUGUGGAGAAAUAUCUGAUGCGUCUUUUUCUCAAUCAACUUGGAAUUCGCAAAUCGGCUGGGUUGCAACCAAUAACCGGGACGCUGAAGACACAUCUUGUGACGCAAAGGCUUCCAAUGGACCAGCUGGAGAGAGUCACGAGCAACCUACCAAGUCGACCACGUCGAAAAGAGGACGCAUUCUGCGGCUUAAGUCUGCCAUCAGAAGCAAGAUCCGAAAUGGAAGUUUUCAGGCACAAGGUAUAAUCACACAGCAGAGACAACAUCUGGAUACAAACGGAGAUGGAGAAGACGACCAAGGCCUGACAUUGAACAGAGGUUUGUCCCGUCGGCGUGCAGAGACAUUGAACCUCUACAAAGGCAAGAUCAAAGGGCUGACAGGCAAUGGCCACAUUCGACGCAAGUCUGUCAAUGUCAACAAAGGUGCAGCAGAAUCAAGAGGCGCAAACUCGCCUCUCCUUCGCCGCGGCGACACCAUCAACGUACCCACGACAGAUUGCUCUAACGAACACAGCGACAAUGAGUCUGCAUUUGGCUCACUCACCAGAUCAUUCACCAGUGCUGUGGACAAGCUUGACUUUCACUCGGGUCUGCCGCAAAGCAUGUCCUUCCUCAGGUCCAGAUCAUCCUUCUUCUAUCCCAAGAAGGGAGAAAACGAAGGUGGCGCUCGAGACGAGGCGAGACGGCAAUUCCCACCAAUUUCGCCUUCCAAGCCAGUGCCUCCAACUGCUCAAGCGAUAGCUGCGUCGUCUCAAUCCGAUCUCUUGGGGACUCCCGCUGCUGGGUGCCAUAUCCAAAAGCUACACUCGACACCACGACCUGUUGGACCGCACAAUCCCGGGGCACAGGGCUCCAGACCCAACCAAGAGGACUCCACUCCCAAACAAACUGCUGUCGCGCAAUUGGUGUUUUCUGCGGAAAAGAACGGCUAUGUGCCCGCAGCACCGAUAGCUGGAUGCCCAAGAGGCAUCAACCCAUUACGCAUGCACCCACCUGGAGACAUGGCUGUAGCACCAUCCAUCUCAUGUCAAGCAGCACAAGCGUUGCCAGUUGAUCGAUCAUGA
Fonsecaea erecta is the source of this 1575-nucleotide messenger RNA. RefSeq lists its product as hypothetical. The record is from RefSeq and is a predicted model, not a curated record. The transcript is spliced from 3 exons. The coding region runs from base 1 to 1575 and encodes 524 amino acids. NCBI's taxonomy places the organism in Eukaryota, Fungi, Ascomycota, Eurotiomycetes, Chaetothyriales, Herpotrichiellaceae.